UGUAUUUUUAUUUUCUGCAAGUUGCAAGUUGCAACUCGCGUUCCACUGUCGUCUGCACUAGCCUAACGUCAAAUACUAAAAGCAAACGACGAAAAUUGAAUCAACACUCGAUGGGUUGAACUAAGUCUAAACAUAUUCUGUUGUUUAAAAUCUUUUUGCAUUGCAAAUUUUAGAAAAAAUAAACUAAAAACUGUUUAUAUUAAACAAUGAAACCAAAAAGCUAAUCCAAUAUAAAUCAGGCAGCCUCAUACACUAUUUUUAUAGCAGCUUGUUAAUCUCAACAGAUGUUGACUUUAUUGCUUAUCUAUUUACGGAUGACAAAAUUGAGAGCGUGAGGUUAACUUUACAUAGAAAAAUACAGUUUACUACUCAAUUCACAAAUAAUGGAGCGUGAAGAAGAGUUCUUAAAUUCUUUUUUUACUCAAGUUACACAGUUAUGUUUUGAUAAAGCAAAGGAGUCAGUGGAAAGGGAAAGAGAAUCCUGUCGAUCUACACAAAUGGGACCAUGGGGGAUGUUACUUACACAUUUACCACAAAUAGCUGUAGCUGAAAAAUCAUAUAUUGACUUGGGAUUUCUUCACACUAAAAACAAAGGAUUUCUUCGUAAAGAUAAUUCAUUAAAAACUGUUUAUGAGUCAUUAAAAAGUGAUUUGAAAAGAGUAGAAGAAAUGACUUAUGGUACAAAUACAGUAGGUGGCACAGUAGCAGAAAUAUCAAGCCAAAUAUGUCAAUUUAUUACUGCACGAGUUCAAUUAAUUGACUUUUACGAGAAAACAUAUAAUAUGAGUAUGAACAGUAAAGUAAUGCGUCAUCAAGAAUUGUUAGUAGUGAUUGAAAGUAUCAUUGAAGGACAUUCAUUGUCGUGUUCUCACAUAUCAUUAAAUACAAUUAAAACUUCCCUCAUAUUAGAGUGUGAAAUUUUAAUGCAACUCAUAAAGGCUUAUAUAGAAAUUCAAACAUGGAGAUUUUUACCAUCGUUAAUGGCCCUUUACGGUGCUCAAGCACGUAUGUCAGCUUGGGAAAGAACAUUACAAAAUAAAGAAACUUGGAAACUUGGUUUUGGAGCCACUUUUCUUAAAGCUAAUCAACAACCAGCACUUUUCCAAUGGCUAGUUAAAUUGAGAAAUGCUGUUUUGGCAAAAUUUUCUUUUUACUUUCAUACUACUUUAAGUCAACAAGCCAGUUCAGGAGAGAUGAAAAGUAUUAUGAGCAAACAAAAUGUAGAUUAUUAUCAUAAAUUACAAACUUUUCAAAGGAAACAUGACAUAUCAGCUAUAGUACUAGUUUUUGAAUCCAGAAAUAUGUACGAUUCUGGACCUGGCUAUAGACAUCCAAAAAGAGAAAUGGAUAAGACAGAAGAUUUUACCAUAAUAGUAUCUGUUCCUCAUACCUAUAGUCAUAGACCACUAAUGAAUUGGUAUGGUAUCAAAAAGCAUAUAAAGGAGAGAUAUGCAGAAUUAAUAAUGAUGGAAAAAAUCAUAUUUUGCAAAGAAACAAACGAAAUGUGGGUGUAUGCUAUGCAUAAUAUCGAUCCACGAGUAACCAUUGUUGUUUGCUAUGAAACGUGCAAUAAACAAAAAGAUAAAGAUGCACAUGUUUCAACAUUUAUUUCAGAUAUUAGUUUACAGAUGAGAUGCAGUAAAGUUUUUGAAAGUUUAAAACUUGUUAAAUGAUUAUUAAUUUUUAUAAAGAGAUUUUAUGAUAUUUUGUUAAA
Molecule: messenger RNA, 1714 nt
Organism: Trichogramma pretiosum
Lineage: Eukaryota; Metazoa; Arthropoda; Insecta; Hymenoptera; Trichogrammatidae
Product: KICSTOR complex protein C12orf66-like
Exons: 10
Coding region: 384-1673 (429 amino acids)
Biological process (GO): cellular response to glucose starvation; cellular response to amino acid starvation; protein localization to lysosome
Cellular component (GO): KICSTOR complex
Source: RefSeq, a predicted model, not a curated record